AUAUUUUUAUCCUUAACUUUGAAAGCUGAUUUCGAAGUUUUGUUAUAUUAGUGCUUCAGACAUGGCGGUGUGCGCGCGACUCCUCGUACUGUCCCUGUGGGGGCUUGGGCUGGCGUCAACGAUGGAAGUGCCCUCGUUAAAAAUGAACAACGGCAGAGACAUGCCCGCCAUCGGCCUGGGCACGUACCUUGGGUUUGAUCAGAACGGUGUAGUGACGUCCAAGAACAAGCAGCUCCGUGAUGUUGUCAUGCGCGCCAUAGAUGUCGGAUACCGUCAUUUCGACACCGCCUCCGUUUACGAAACUGAACAAGAAAUUGGAGAAGCCGUGAAGAUGAAGGUAGAGGAAGGAGUCGUCAAAAGAGAAGAUAUCUUUAUCACUACUAAGCUGUGGAAUACCCAGCACCGGAGAACUGAAGUAGCCCAAGCUAUAAACGAUUCACUGAAGAAACUAGGUCUGGAUUAUAUAGAUCUUUAUUUGAUGCACUGGCCCAUUGGAUUAAAUGCCGAUUACAGUCAUUCGGACGUGGACUUCAUGGAGACCUGGCGAGGAUUGGAAGAUGCUCAGCGAAUGGGUAUAGUUAAAGGCAUCGGACUGUCUAACUUCAACAAGCAGCAGUUGGAGAGGGUGCUGAAGGAAGGCACUAUCAAACCUGAUGCUAUUCAAAUAGAGGUUCACCUCCAAAACGUUCAGAAAGAAAUGGUGGAAUUUUGUCAGUCUGAAGGUGUUGUAGUCAUGGGCUAUUCUCCUUUCGGUUCCUUGGUAGCCAGACAUGGUUCGACAGUCGAAGGGCCCAAGAUGGACGAUCCAGUGCUCAGCUCCAUCGCCCAGAAAUACGGGAAGACCACUCCUCAAAUUGUCUUGAGAUGGCAGAUUGAGCGCAAAGUCGUGCCAAUCCCCAAAACCGUCAACCCGAAACGCCUGGAGGAGAACAUUAACAUCUUCGACUUCACUCUUACACCGGACGAGGUCGAGAAGAUUAACGGGUUCGAUACACAUACCAGAUACACCCUGCCGUCGUUUUGGCAGAACCACCCGUAUUACCCGUUCGACAAGGUUGAUAAUCCCAUCGCUGACCCUUUUAUUAAGGUAUAGGAUGGAUUCCACUGUCAUCAUCACGGCGUUACUGUCUUUUAAUGUCGUCUCGCGAGUUGCAGAUCAUUUAAAACACUUUUUAAUUACAUCUUGUGUUUGUUUUAUUCAUUUUCGAAAUUUUAAAUGUAUCAAAUUGUACUAAUUGUACUGAUUAACCAAACAAAAUGAACACAUGAUUAAUAAAUAGUGUUUUAAUCAAUUUUGAAAAGUUUUAUUUUUUAUAUUUUUUAUAU
Bombyx mandarina (wild silkworm) is the source of this 1326-nucleotide messenger RNA. Its product is annotated as aldo-keto reductase AKR2E4. The record is from RefSeq and is a predicted model, not a curated record. Gene Ontology annotation, molecular function: oxidoreductase activity. Lineage: Eukaryota; Metazoa; Arthropoda; Insecta; Lepidoptera; Bombycidae.